Fulvia fulva is the source of this 612-nucleotide messenger RNA. RefSeq lists its product as uncharacterized. Lineage: Eukaryota; Fungi; Ascomycota; Dothideomycetes; Mycosphaerellales; Mycosphaerellaceae. The transcript has a single exon. The coding region runs from base 1 to 612 and encodes 203 amino acids. The record is from RefSeq and is a predicted model, not a curated record.
AUGUCGCUCCCAACAUACGAAGAGGCGAUCGCGUGCGCCCAGCCGGACGAGCUCAACAUACAGCAGGAGGCCAACCAGGAGAUCCAGCGAGAAAGGCGCCACGGCCUUGAUGCCGAGCUACAAUCUAUCAUCGACGGCCGUAGUGCCAAAGCACGACUCUCUCAGAUUGCCAACCUCUCUCCAAACGCGAAAAAACUGGCUGACAUCAUAACCUUUGUGAUCCUGACUAGCUACAAGCGUCCCCGAUCAGGACCAUUCUUUCAGACGUUCUGGUUUCUACCAUGGCAGCUGUUGAUGUCAAACCGGCACCUCGAGGUCAUCUGCGAUUGCCUGGAGGAAAGUGUAGAGAUGAAGCAACCAUGGAUCUUUGAAUCCCCGUGGCGCAAAGCCCAUAGCCUGUUCUCGAGGCGUCACAGGCGCUUUGAUUGGGACGGCACGAGAAUUCUGUGUCCAGUCCCGAUUGACAAGAUCCACAAUCCAACAAGGGAACUUGCAGUACCCAUCGAGCCGACGAUGGAGAAGUUGGUCCAGAUGUAUGUUGAAGUGAAUGCCCGUGCACCAGCGUAUGUAGUCACGUGUGGCUACGGACUAGGGUUGCAUCUCUACUAUUAG